Lolium rigidum is the source of this 1165-nucleotide messenger RNA. RefSeq lists its product as uncharacterized. Lineage: Eukaryota; Viridiplantae; Streptophyta; Magnoliopsida; Poales; Poaceae. The coding region runs from base 62 to 991 and encodes 309 amino acids. The transcript has 4 exons. The record is from RefSeq and is a predicted model, not a curated record.
AUCGGACGACGCGAACGAAGAGGAAAAGAGAGGAGACGCGACACGCCACCGCGGGAGAGCCAUGGGAGGAGGCGUCAUGCGCACCGCCGCGAAGGUCGGCAUCGCCGGGGGCGCGGCGGCGGCGGCCGCCGGAGGACGCUUCCGCAACGUCGCCCCGGCCUUCGCCACGGCCCCCGCCGCCGAGGCUGCCGCGGCGGCCUCGCUGGUGUCCGCGGCCGGGGAGAUCCCCGCGGCCGCGCCGGCCGGGUCGCACUGGGCGUCCUGGGAGGUGGAUGAUUGGGAGUUCGCUGACUGGAGGGAGGCGGCGGCCUCCGAUGCGGAGGAGGCGGUGGUCGAGAGGCCCAGGCUGGUGUUCGCGCCGCCCUCGUUUGAGGAGGCCGAGGAGGCCACCUCUGAGCUCAAGGACGCUAUAGACAGGGUUUAUUUUUCGGAGACUCCAGUACAAGCUGUUAAGGAACAUGAUCAAGAGCUUAACAAGCUGGGAGCCGAUGCGCUAAUUCCUGCUAUGCCUGGGCAUGUAGUGCAGGCUUUUACAUUGUUAAAAUCAAGCUCAGAGGCUCAGAGUGUUGUUGCCUCGCUUGCAUCAGAUAAAAAUGUAUGGGACGCGGUGCUGAGAAACGAGAAGGUUAUGGAAUUUUAUAGGAGUCACCAGCAAACUCUGGUUAAUACUUUUCCUGAGGAUACUGGCUCUGUAGAGUCGCCGGAAAAAUUUGAAGAGACAUCCACAGACUAUGCAUCCUCUGGGGAACUACCUACUGGCUCAGCUUUACUGGACUUUGUGGACAACGCAAAGAAGACAAUGAUGGAGGUGGUCGAGAACAUAACCAACUUUUUCCAAGAUUUGUUCCACAACACAGCAGAUGCUGAGGCGGGACCGAGCUCAUCCACUAAAAAGGGUAGCUCCCCUUCUUUCGCUGAGCUGGCGGCUGGUGGAUCAUUCAUGGCCCUUGCCAUGGCGGUCAUCCUAGUUGUUCUGUUCAAGAGGGCCUGAGAUAUGCAAGAUCAAGCCAUCUUGGUGCCUAUUGUGCCUUAAAUCUGUCGAAAAUAACUUGUCUGUCGUGUUGUUAAGAACUACGGUUGUAAUGUACAGGGUGUGUCUCCUGCCAUACUGUGUUAGUCGAAGCUUUCGAGUCUUGAGACCAGUAUAAUAAAGACAUGUUACUUA